UGGCGAACGCUACACGUUCAAUGUUUAUCGCGAUACUUGGAUCACGAUACCACGAUAUUUACUGAUGGAUCACAAUAGACUCCAGACGUACAAUAUUUAUCUUGACCAUAUUUUCAUAAUUUUUGUGAAAGCUGUUUUAAAAAUGGAGACAGAAAAUCAGAUUAAAGCGAGUGUAGCUAUUUUACUGGCAUUUUCGUUAAAACGACAAGUGAAAAGAAAGAGGUGGAUAAAGAAAUGGCUUCAAGAUCAGGACAAAUUCACGCAUCUUAAUUUAUUGAAUGCAAUUCGAAAUGGACGAUUAUCAAAAUUUUUUCCGCCAUUUUUGUCCAAAAAGCAUACAAUAAUGAGAAGUGCAAUUUCGGGAUAAUGUCCAAAGAGUCAGUAAGCCAAGCAGUCAUGGAUACCUGUGAAGCAUUGAUAUUAUGUUCUUCGCGACUAUAUUAAGGUAAGUAAUAAA
Messenger RNA from Acanthoscelides obtectus, 457 nucleotides. NCBI's taxonomy places the organism in Eukaryota, Metazoa, Arthropoda, Insecta, Coleoptera, Chrysomelidae. The record is from the annotation of a GenBank genome assembly.